Molecule: messenger RNA, 2740 nt
Organism: Calypte anna (Anna's hummingbird)
Lineage: Eukaryota; Metazoa; Chordata; Aves; Apodiformes; Trochilidae
Gene: PPEF1
Product: protein phosphatase with EF-hand domain 1
Exons: 16
Coding region: 1-1983 (660 amino acids)
Biological process (GO): detection of stimulus involved in sensory perception
Cellular component (GO): nucleus; cytosol
Molecular function (GO): protein serine/threonine phosphatase activity; calcium ion binding; iron ion binding
Source: RefSeq, a predicted model, not a curated record
AUGGCCAGCAUCACUGGAGCCAUGGGGUGCAGGAGUUCUGUACCUGACAAGAGAUCAGAGAGAGUUAUCAGAGCUGCUAUUCUGAUCCAGAACUGGUAUCGGCUUACGGUGGCCCGGCUAGAGAUGAGGCGCCGCUAUUCUCUGAGUAUCUUUAAGUCAAUUGAAUAUGCUGAUGAGCAAGAUCAGCUACAGCUAUCCAAGUUUUUUACAUUCAUGCUGGAUCAAUGUGCUCAUCCUGAUUCAGUUUCUCACAUUUUUACCAGCCCUGGUGUUUCUCAGGUGGUGGAUGAAGGCUUGUAUUUAAAAGAAUUUGAAGAGAAUGUUGAUGUUCCAGACUCCUAUAAAGGACCACGCCUCUCAUUCCCUCUUAAGGUUGAAGAUGCCAGUGCCCUUCUUCAUGCUUUCAGGAAUGAACAGCUGCUUCAUGCCCGCUAUGUACUGCAGCUACUAUAUGAAACUAGGAAAGUUCUCAGGAAGAUGCCAAAUAUCACUCAUCUUUCAACUUCUUACUACAAGGACAUAACUGUCUGUGGAGAUUUGCAUGGAAACCUGGAUGAUCUUUUACUGAUAUUCUAUAAGAAUGGUCUGCCUUCAGAACAAAACCGUUAUGUCUUUAAUGGUGAUUUUGUUGACAGAGGGGAAAAUUCCAUGGAAAUACUUAUAAUCUUGUUCACAUUUCUUCUCAUCUACCCCAAUGAUUUACGCUUGAAUAGAGGAAACCAUGAAGACUACAUCAUGAACCUGAGAUACGGCUUCACAAAAGAAGUUUCAAAGAAGUACAAGGACCAUUGGAAACAGAUUGUGAAUCUUCUGCAAGACAUUUUUAGCUGGCUUCCCCUUGCCACUAUAAUUGAUAGCAAAGUUCUUGUCCUACAUGGAGGGAUUUCAGACACCACAGAUUUGGAUUUCCUGAAUGCGCUUGAGAGAAAUAAGCUGAAAUCUUUGAUGCGGCCGCCAAAGUCACCGAAAGACAUCCAGAAGAAAAUUGCUAGAAGCAGAUCCACUAAAGACAUUGCCAAACGGAAUGUUGAAGGGACAAAGCAACACAUCUCUUCAUCGGGUUCCACUGAAGCUCCAGAACCCACCCUAAAGGAAUGGAAACAAACCCUUGACAUUCUCUGGAGUGAUCCAAGAAGCCAAAAUGGCUGCAUACCAAACAAGUGUCGAGGAGGAGGUUGUUACUUUGGCCCUGAUGUCACUGGCAAGCUGUUUGAAAGGUAUAAUCUGAAGAUGCUCAUCAGAUCUCAUGAAUUUAAGCCAGAAGGUUAUGAGAUCUGUCAUGGUGGGAAGGUUAUCACUAUCUUUUCUGCUUCUAACUAUUACGAAGAAGGGAGCAACCGGGGAGCUUACAUCAAACUGAAUCCUGAGCUCAUUCCUCGGUUUGUGCAGUACCGAGUCAGCAAGUACACGCGCAGGAAGAAUCUUCGGGAGAGGGUGGGUACAAUUGAAUCAUCUGCCUUGAAGUCCUUAAGAGAGAAGAUUUAUGCUCACAAGGCUGAACUCACUAGUGCUUUUGCACAGUAUGACCCCCACAACACAGGCAGGAUUCCUGUCAAUGACUGGGCUGCAGCAAUGGAGUCUGUCCUACAGCUGGAACUGCCCUGGAGGAUACUGCAGCCUCAGUUAGCACAGAUGAACCCAGAUGGAGAAGUUGACUUCAUGUCAUGUUUUUAUGAUUUGAAAAUAGGUCAGCCUACAAAAGAGAUUCAGCCAGCUUUGAUGGAAACACUGUGCAGAUACAGAAAGGAUCUGGAGAUCAUCUUUAACGUCAUUGACAAAGAUCACUCAGGUCUGAUUUCUCUUGAGGAGUUCAGACAGACAUGGAAUCUCUUUGCUUCUCACCUGGGCAUUGAUGUAGAUGAUGAAUCCCUGGACAAGUUGAUCUUCAGCAUAGACUGCAACAAAGAUGGCCACAUUGACUUCAGUGAAUUUUUAGAGGCCUUUCACGUGGUUCAUCGAUUAGAGAAAAAGGCAAACUCCUGAAAAGGCAGAAGUUCUGGAAGGCUGUCCCGGCAGCUCACUCUCCUUCUGGCAUUACUCAUGAACAGGCUGGGAAAUCAGUUUCCACACUGACAAACAAUAAAUGGGCUGCUUGAUAUAGUAAGCACUACAGUCACCAUGUAAGCCUUUAUGUAGUCCCUUCUGGAUGAUACAUACCUGCUAGUAAUGAGACAGAAGAGAGGAAAACCUGCUUCUUACAGUAUUACUGUGUCACUGCCAUCAGUACUUUGCAAUUUAUCCUCCCCCUUGGUGGCAUUACCCCAUCUAUUUAUUCUGUGAACACUGCCAAGGUCACACCUCCAAGCCUGUGGGAAGAGAAACUUUGGUACAUUUCUUUCAGCAGCCCUGAGUGACAGCUGGGGAGUGACACUGAUGACCACAAGGAACAUAUCAGAGGUAACAGGGAUGGCAGGGGCCUGCUGUGGGCUAUCCAGUCCAGGAGAGGAGAACAGAGAAGAACCAUCUAGUUAAAAAUAGGUAGUUCUGCAUUUAGCCUUGCUCUUUGCACAAUGAUGUAAAACCCAACCAUUCCAGGUCACUACCUGUCCUCCUUGAAGUUUACAGAAAAGGGUCUUUGUUAAAAGGCAUUAAUGCUUGCACAAGAUUUCCACUUGCCACUGGUUACUUUUGCCUCCAUUUGUUGGGUUUUGGAGCUAAGAAAGAGGCACUGUCACCGUAAUGAAAGCUAAAUCCAUAGCAUGUUAAUGUAACACACAGAUCACAAAAUAAAUCUUAAGCU